AUGAGCUGCCCCAGGAGGCCCAGUGCCAAGAACCUGCAGAGGCUCCAGGCUGAGACACAGAAGUCCCGAGACCCCCAGUGCCAGCCGAAUCCUGCCAAGAGCACGUGCCUGGUCGCGGUCUUGGAGGCGGACCCUGCCCCACUCCAGGCGGGUGGCGGACACAAGACCCCAAACCCCGUCUUCUCUGGGUGCCCCGGGGAAGUGCCCAGCCCAGGCAGCCCCCUGGGUACCCUGGAGACCCCGCUGGUCAUCAGGCUGGCACAUCUCCCCACCCCACGCGCACAGGUCCGCGGCCCCCGGCUUUGGGCUCCUGCCGCCAGCCUCUGGCAGCGACCCUCCUCCCGCCCUGUCCCCUGUCCCUGUAGAUACGUGGCCUUCCUGGAGCUGUUCCUGCAGACGGCGGAGAAGCACUUCAUGGUGGGACACAGGGUCACCUGCUACGUGUUCACCGACCGGCCGGGGGAUGUGCCCCGCGUGCCCCUCGGGGAAGGGAGGCAGGUGGCGGUCCUGGAGGUCCGGAGCUACUCGCGCCGGCAGGACGUGUCCGUGCACCGCGUGGAGAUGAUCCGCAACUUCUCCCGGCGGUGCUUCCUCCACGAGGUGGACUCUCCGGUGUGCGCGGACGUGGACGUGAGGUUCCGCGACCACGUGGGCGUGGAGAUCCUGUCCCCGCUCUUCGGCACCCUGCACCCCGGCUUCUACGGGGCGGCCCGCGAGGCCUUCACCUACGAGCGCCGGCCGCAGUCCCAGGCGCACGUCCCCAGGGAUGAGGGAGACUUUUACUACGCGGGAGGCUUUUUCGGGGGGUCGGUGGCCGAGGUUCUGCGGCUCACGUCAGCCUGUCACCAGGCCACAGUGGUCGACCGGGCCCACGGCAUCGAGGCCGUGUGGCACGACGAGAGCCACCUGAACAGGUACCUGCUGGACCACAAGCCCACCAAGGUGCUGUCCCCCGAGUACCUGUGGGACGAACAACUGCUGGGCUGGCCCGCCGUCGUGAAGAAGCUGAGGUAUGUGACCGUGCCCAAGAGUCACCGGGGCAUCCGGGACUGAUGACGGGCUGGCCUAGUGUCCGUCAGGGGUGCCACCCUGAC
Messenger RNA from Lynx canadensis (Canada lynx), 1094 nucleotides. Its product is annotated as histo-blood group ABO system transferase 2-like. Lineage: Eukaryota; Metazoa; Chordata; Mammalia; Carnivora; Felidae. The transcript is spliced from 3 exons. Gene Ontology annotation, biological process: carbohydrate metabolic process. Gene Ontology annotation, molecular function: glycoprotein-fucosylgalactoside alpha-N-acetylgalactosaminyltransferase activity. The record is from RefSeq and is a predicted model, not a curated record. The coding region runs from base 1 to 1053 and encodes 350 amino acids. Gene Ontology annotation, cellular component: membrane; vesicle; Golgi apparatus.